AUGGGUAUCGCUUCGAGCACAGCCGGUCAUGGGGGUGGAAACAAUGGUAAAGACAAACAUCAGCACAUUCAACCAGUUGAUUCCCAAGCCAAACCGGACGAUGUCAGCCAUUCCCAGACACUCUGGAUUCUGAUUUUCCGGGGCUACCCUCGUGACAUACAAAGUGCUCGAAUCACCGAAUUAUAUAUCGUCUUUGACGACGACGAAAGCAGAAACCUCACGAUCCGAAUCCAGGGCCAUCAUCCGAAUUUUGCCGUGGAUGAGGUAUGGAACCAAGCGCAUCCCCGAACGAGACCGCAUUUCUUUCGACGACUUGCGGUCGCGACUGUUGAAACCAGUUCGGAGCUUGAUAUGCGACUACGCGACGCGAUUUUAGGCACGCAUGUGAACAAUACCGAGUCGGAUUGGACAUGUCAAAGUUGGGUUGGAGAUGCCCUAACGACACUGCAAGAUGCAAGACUCAUAACGGUCGAGGAAGGUGACAACGCUUUGAACGGGAUGGUCAAUUACAUCGCCCGCGCCCCGUGGCAAUAA
Messenger RNA from Hypoxylon trugodes, 534 nucleotides. RefSeq lists its product as uncharacterized. NCBI's taxonomy places the organism in Eukaryota, Fungi, Ascomycota, Sordariomycetes, Xylariales, Hypoxylaceae. The record is from RefSeq and is a predicted model, not a curated record. The transcript has a single exon. Bases 1 to 534 code for a protein of 177 amino acids.